Messenger RNA from Lynx canadensis (Canada lynx), 817 nucleotides. RefSeq names its product testis specific 13 (gene TSGA13). The record is from RefSeq and is a predicted model, not a curated record. Lineage: Eukaryota; Metazoa; Chordata; Mammalia; Carnivora; Felidae.
AUGGGCCAAAAGAGACAAACCAAGUUCCAAGAUGCCAUAUCAACGACUCCAGGAACCAGCUCAGUUAAACUCGAGAAAGGAAUAGGGGUUGAUAAUGAUGAGGUAAGAAAGAGCCUUAUCGGGCCUUCAAAAUUUGUCCUGAAGAACCUUCAGGAAUACACCGUCCAUUCCAAAUAUGGCCCAGUAUAUGAGCCUUGAAGCCCACUGCCCUGCAGAAUUCCUGGCUCGAACGGGAAAAUCAAAAGCUUCACAUUAAAAGUAACAGAGUACGAUCAGGAUAAGACCUUACUGAUUAUGACCAACAACCCACCUCCCUGCCCAUUCGACCAGCAAGGAAAGAACAUCGCACCCAAAUACUUUCCCAAGGAAUUGCUGCUCAAGGAAGGUUACCAGCACAACCCCCCUGAGAACUUCUGCCUACUGAUGUCUCAGAAAAAAAAGUUAAGAUCUGAGCUGAAACCAACCUUUCCUGUGACCCUGGCUGAUCCUACAUCCAAGCAAGAACAGUGGUUUAGGUUUUCCACCUACAAUGAUUUCAAAAGUGACGAGUAUAUGAAGGUCUGUGCUUUGCAGAAACAGAAAAAAAUGUACCCUCAGCUCAACUUUGCUUCAGUCUGUGAAAGAGAUAUGAAGAAAGCUGCAGUCGCCAAGUCAGGGAGUGACAUGCCGACUUCCAAGAUGAUUUGGGAACCACUAACCCUUUCAUCGCUCCUGGAAGAGAAACCCACCACAACUGUGCCAGGAGAGAACGCCUUCCGCAGUGGAAGGGCCCCGGCAGUGGAUUAUAAAAACGCCACUGUCAUCAAGUGAAAACAAA